UUGAGAAACAAAAAAUCCCUCCCAUUUCAAAUUCUCUGAGUUCCAAAAUCGCGUAGUUGAAGAUCCAAUUUCGAAACCCUAGCUUCUGUUAUCGCCAUGGAAAUCCCCCAAGAAGCUGAUGAUUACAUACGAGAAUCCAUCGAUCACAGCGUCGGUCUGACGAUUUCCACCGACGCACUUCUUUCUAAACUUCGCGCGGUCGAAGCGUCGCAGUUUCAUCUCCGUCGCCAGUAUCUCUCUCUGCAAUCCAAGCUAAAAGAGAAAGAUGAAACAAUCGAACGAUCCAGGGCUGAGGCGAGCAUGAACGCGGUGGCAUUGAAGAAAUUUGUUGAGGAAAACCAGAAAUUGGCGAUGGAAUGCUCUAAUCUGUUGGCAGCGCGCAAAGAGUGGGAGAAGGAGUGCUCGCUCUACGAUCACGAUCGUGAAGUUUUGAUGGAUUUUGCGAACGAGGCAGACGAGAGAGCCAAGGAAGUUGAGGUGUGGAGUCGUGAUUUAGAGGAGGAGAAAAAGAUAUUGGAGGAAGAGUUGCAUUCCUACAAGUGUCGAUCCCUGCAGCUGGUUGGCGAGUCUACCAAUGAUACAGAAGAACAUCAUUUACUUAAUUCACUGUUCACUACUAUGUUUGGCAUGGACGACAUUCUGCCAAUUGCACAUAACUUUUUGGAGGCACAUACUGGAGUUGAAGCUUGCAACAAGUUAUUGACAUUGUGGACAAGCUUGAGUCCUUUAACCCAGAAAGUCAUAGCAUUAGCAGCAAAGGUGGAAAAUCUAGAGAAAGACAAGGACCAUAUAACGAUCAACCUUCGUAAAGCUGAAGAUGAGGUGAAUGCUCUGUUUGAAGAAAACAAUGCCCUGAACGAGGUGAAUAAAAGGCUGAUGAGGAAAUGCUAUAGUGGAGGCACUGCUUCUGCAAAGCAGAAGAAAAAAUGCAGCCCAAAGAUGAGUAGCCCAGUGGAGAAGAAGAUUGAUUCAAGUGAAGUGAAUAUGCUGAGACAGCCACUCUCACCACUCCAAUCUAACUGCAUAUGAAGUAAAUCCAGAGAUUUCAUCUUGAAAUUUCUCUUUUUGAUUGUGAAUUUGUCUAAUUCCUAACUUUUUUUUGGGGGGGAGGAAGCAAUGAUGUUUGAUGCUUGUACAUGUGAUUGUACAUUUGUGAUUGCGCUUUGGCAAAAAACUGGCCUGAGUUGGCCGGUCCGGCCGUUUGAACCAACUAAGUGUGUCACGAAAAAGCUCAUGAGAACUGCCGGAGAAUUCGAGCCAUUUUUCAUCUUCAUUUUUGCUUUGUGUGUUAUUUGUAGACUAAAUCGAGAUGUUGAUGGUGGAUUUGUAAAUGAAAGAAGAUUUGUUGUGUU
Salvia splendens (bonfire salvia) is the source of this 1352-nucleotide messenger RNA. RefSeq names its product centlein. The record is from RefSeq and is a predicted model, not a curated record. NCBI's taxonomy places the organism in Eukaryota, Viridiplantae, Streptophyta, Magnoliopsida, Lamiales, Lamiaceae. Bases 97 to 1029 code for a protein of 310 amino acids. The transcript is spliced from 6 exons.